CUAGCAGGAUCUCUCCAAUGGGGGAGGGCGGCAAAAGGGUGGGGGAUGAUGCGCUGCUGAGCUUUCCUGAGGCUUCAUUCAUAUGAGUAUUUGCGUGCGAGUUGCAUGUACACGCCUCCAUCCUAGAGGUACAUACCCAGCCAACCAACUACGCAAGAGGAAGCACGUACCGCAUAAAUAGCAUACGGGGGACGUAUGUGUACCACAUACCUCUCUUAUUCGCGUGUGUGUGUGUUGCCGUGUAUUGCAACGAGAAUGCCUAUACAGGUAUGUAGAGGGCCAUUCGGAUUGCCGAUCGGUCCUAUUUUUCCCAUCCCAGAAUCGCGGCCGGCGCCUGCUCGGUUCAAUUGGCGCAAUAUUUUCACUUCUCGCGCUCUCGCUCCCUGCGUGUUCUUCUCCUUGUCUCCCCUCGCCGUCUUUUUUUUCCUCGGGGUUUGUUCUUGUUUUUUUUUUUUUUUUCUGAUUUCCUUCUCUCCUCAUGACGGCCGAUCGGGUCUCGCCAACCGACGCUUAAAUUUAGCCGCCCAGUCAUUAGCCACGGUGGCCGGCAAGGACCCAUCGCGGUGGGGCGGGACCCCGCAACAUUCUAGAAGGCUUCUAGCGCGCCUCCUCCUGGCGCCCAUACCUUCGGGCAGGUGGAGAAGAUGGUGGGGGAAGGCAGCUUGGGUGUGGCCCCACUCACCCAAUCGCCGCAUUGCCCUCGGUACCUACCUAGGUUAGGUGCCUUUAGGAGUACCUACGUACCGAAUGUACCAAAUGUGCUCAGGUGCCCGCACUACCUUGUACCCAGGUACAUACACGCCCGUCACGGGGGAGUAGGGCUGCAAAGGUGGGUGGGAAUGCUGGGCAUAUCACGUGAAGCUUAGCCCGCCAACCAAGUUGGGCAGUCAUAGCAGCUCGGCAGGGAAAAUGCUGGCCAGGCUUACCUAACGCACGCCUCUAGCACAUGAUGUCCGCCCCUCGGCCCACUCCACAUGAGCUGCCAGAAGGAACCGAGAUC
Durotheca rogersii is the source of this 1000-nucleotide messenger RNA. RefSeq lists its product as uncharacterized. The coding region runs from base 196 to 720 and encodes 174 amino acids. Lineage: Eukaryota; Fungi; Ascomycota; Sordariomycetes; Xylariales; Xylariaceae. The transcript has a single exon. The record is from RefSeq and is a predicted model, not a curated record.